Molecule: messenger RNA, 516 nt
Organism: Trypanosoma rangeli
Lineage: Eukaryota; Euglenozoa; Kinetoplastea; Trypanosomatida; Trypanosomatidae
Exons: 1
Coding region: 1-516 (171 amino acids)
Cellular component (GO): endoplasmic reticulum lumen
Molecular function (GO): oxidoreductase activity
Source: RefSeq, a predicted model, not a curated record
AUGCGUGCUGUGAAGGUUGCAAGCAUGAAACACGUUGUUAUUUUUGUGGCAGUCGCUUUGAUGUUUGCUGCUGCUUUCGUCGCCAGUGCCCGCACUGAAGAGGAGUGCCAUCAACUUGGGUUCAACCGGGCCGAAGUGAAGUGUCACCACUGCCCGUCGCUGCUGGAGCACACUGGAAGCGCGGAACUGGAGCAGGAAUGUCUCUCGUGCUGCGCCGCUGACGAUCAGAUGCCGCGUCGCACCUACGCCCGCGCCCGCAUCGAGCAGAUGGGUAUCUCGUACCUCAUUGAAGAAACGCGCGGUGAGCUUGGCAUGUUUUACAAGAGAUUCAAGGAUAAGUUUGGCAACCGCGUGCGGUUUGUUGAGGCUCGCUUGUUCUACGGGCCGCGUCUUGUACUAGAGGAUGACAACGGCGGGGAGGAGCUGGAGAUGAACAUCAUGGGCUGGACGAAGGACACCCUGCACGACUACCUGGUGCAGGCCCUGGGCAUGGCGCCGCGGAAGGAGGAGCCAUAA